CCACUGCCACGACCACCUGAAUCUGAGUUUCGGAAUAAGGCAGCCACUGAUACCAUCCGUCAGAACCCAGCGCUGUUCAAACUGGUCUCACCAAUCAACGUGGACCGGUUUGAGCAGCUCCUCGCAGAACAUCCCAAUCGUCCUUUUGUCCAUUCUGUCUGCGCGGGUUUUCGACAUGGCUUCUGGCCUUUUGCGUCCGGACGCCCACCGGAUUAUCCUGAUACUUGGGACGAGUCUCAGGCAGAGAUCUCUGACCCGAGUCAGCUUGAGUUCAUUCAUGCACAGAUCAAUGAAGAACUCCAACUCAACCGGUUCUCGCCUGCUUUCGGGCCCGAUCUCUUGCCAGGCAUGUACAGUUCGCCUAUCCACGCUGUGCCUAAACCCGGAUCCGACAAGCUUCGUUUAGUUACCGACCAGAGUGCAGGGGAUUAUUCACCAAACUCCCUGAUCGAUAGGCGGGACAUCGCUGGCGCCUCCCUAGAUAAUAUUCGAGAUCUGGGGUAUGCCUUGCGU
Molecule: messenger RNA, 513 nt
Organism: Coniophora puteana RWD-64-598 SS2
Lineage: Eukaryota; Fungi; Basidiomycota; Agaricomycetes; Boletales; Coniophoraceae
Exons: 1
Source: RefSeq, a predicted model, not a curated record